AAUCUAGCUGUGAAUUUGUCAUAUCUGUCAAAUUCUUGUUUUAAAAACACACAAACUUGACUCCAACAAUUUUGUCAUUAAAACUUCUGACCAGCUGAUUUUAGUUUUAUUCUAAUCUUAGUAAAAAAGUGUUUAUAUGAGUAGUAGGCUACAUAAAAAAUUAGAAUAGUGUCGAAAUGGUUCGUGUAAUAACACAAGAUACUUACGAUGAGGUUGUUAAAGAAAAUAUUGAAGAAUUUGAUAUGACUCCAGAAGAAGCGAUCAAGGAGGCAGUGGCUCAAUUUGAAGCUCAGGGUGUGGACCUUUCAAACAUAAUAAAAGACCUUGCUUUAAGUUCUGGAGAGAAUCAUCUCAUCAGUGUUGCAGUUGAAAAGCUGAAAGAAAUAAGUAGCAAAAGUGAAUAUGACGAUAAUGAACUUUUAAAAGAAUUGGACAUAUUAAUGGCGGAAUGCAAAAAAGAUAUAGCCCACAGAGUAAGAGCAGGCAAGGAAGGGGCUUACGGGAUUUUAAUCGAUUUAUUAGAAUCCAAAUUAAAAUUGUAUAAACGGGAACAGAAUUCACGAAAUGAACUUCUUGUUACAACAAUCUUGAAAAGUUUGACGGCCUUAAUGGAAAUGCAGCCUGACUUACUAGAUGAUAAAGCCAUGGAUAUAAUUAAAAACAUAUUGGACAGUGAAGAAAAUGAAAAUGUACUCGUAUCAACAUUGCAGUGGAUAAGUGUGUGUUGUCUCAAGCAUGAAAUGAAUAGGCAGGGACUGACAAAAGAUAUAACAAAUAAUUUGAAAGAAUUACUCAAGAACAAAGAAAAUAAAAAAUUGUUAAGUGAGACUCUACAGGUAAUAAGAAGGCUUACGCUUGAUGAUGACAUAAGAGUAGAGUUCGGGAAAGCUCACGAACAUGCAAGAGACUUGGGCAUUAAUCUGUUGGAUACUUUGAGUGAAUUAUUAGACGAGAGCAACAGUCCGACGAUAGUGUGCGCCCUGCUGCAGACAACAGCGGCCCUGCUGGUGCGCCACGAGCUGUGUGCGCGGGUGCGCGCCGCGCUCGGGCCGCUCCUGGCCGCGCACUACGACGACGCGCACGUCGCGCACCACGCCGCGCGCCUAAUAACAGCGUUAGCAGGCAACGAUGAUGUCAAAAGGGAAUUGGUUAAGACAGGUCUGGUUCCCAUCGUCGUGUCGCUACUUAGGAGACAUUCUAGUAACCCUACAACAACAGCGUCUAUGCUGAAAUGUGUAUCAGCUCUUUGCCUCCGUGAGGCAUCGCACGGACGAGCCUUUUUAGAACAUGGCGUCGCUGAUGUGGUGGUUGAGUGUCUCAACAUACACGAGAAUGUCGCUGAUGUACAGAAAAACGGUUGCUGGGCUGUACGCAACAUGGUGGCUCGGUACCGCGACCACAAUGCAAAGCUUCGCGAGCUGGGAAUCGAAGCGGUACUACAGCGAGCGUAUGAUAAGUUCGCGGAUCAAUUCGGCUUUGAUAUCAAGUCGGCGUUGAGAGACUUAGACUGUGAUGUUAAGUUCGAUGAGCAGUGGAAGGGAAGGGGGGUGCAGAUGGAAAGAUAGAAGUAGGCCUUUUAUGGUCAAUAAAAGGUGGUCAAAAAAAUAACACAAGAAAAAUAACGUAACAAAAAAUUACACAUGAGAGCCCCCUACCUAAUGUGACACCUUGUUUGCAAUUUUACACCUAGAGAUUAUUAAAUUAAAACAUUUGUUUUGA
Molecule: messenger RNA, 1719 nt
Organism: Melitaea cinxia (Glanville fritillary)
Lineage: Eukaryota; Metazoa; Arthropoda; Insecta; Lepidoptera; Nymphalidae
Product: armadillo repeat-containing protein 6 homolog
Exons: 9
Coding region: 177-1565 (462 amino acids)
Biological process (GO): hematopoietic progenitor cell differentiation
Molecular function (GO): protein binding
Source: RefSeq, a predicted model, not a curated record